UUGAAGUCUCCUGGAGCGCUGCGGCCCCGACCUGCGCAGGAUGGACCCUGUUGUUCUCAGUUACAUGGACAGUUUGCUGAGGCAAUCGGACGUUGUCUUGCUGGAGCCCCCGAACUGGCUUAACGAUCACAUCAUCGGGUUUGCCUUCGAGUACUUCGCCAACCACCAGUUCCGAGAAUUUAGCGAUCAGGUUUGUUUUAUCAGCCCUGAAGUGGCUCAGUUCAUUAAAUGUGCCCUUAGCCAGGAAGAAAUAGCCAUAUUCCUUCAACCGCUGGACCUUCUCCACAAGAAGCUGGUGUUCUUGCCUAUCAAUGAUAACUCCAACCAGGUCGCUGGGGGCACCCACUGGAGCUUACUGGUUUAUUUCAGGGACAAAAAGUGCUUCGCCCAUUACGAUUCCCACAGUAAAUGCAACUCUGUCCACGCCAAGCAAGUGGCGGGGAAGCUAGAGGCCUUCUUAGGCAAAAGAGGAGGCAAAGCAACCUUCGUGGAGGAGAAGGCGCCUGCCCAGCAGAACAGCUAUGACUGUGGGAUGUACGUGAUCUGCAACGCAGAGGCUCUGUGUCAGGGAUACUUCAGGGGCCAGCCAGAGCCUUUGCUGCAGCUCCUCACCCCCCCCUACAUCACGCAGAAGAGAUCAGAGUGGAAAGCUCUUGUUAUGAAACUGGCACAGAAGUGA
Phaethon lepturus (White-tailed tropicbird) is the source of this 679-nucleotide messenger RNA. It is a transcript of the gene SENP8, whose product is annotated as SUMO/sentrin specific peptidase family member 8. The coding region runs from base 41 to 679 and encodes 212 amino acids. The record is from RefSeq and is a predicted model, not a curated record. Gene Ontology annotation, molecular function: cysteine-type peptidase activity; deNEDDylase activity. The transcript has a single exon. Gene Ontology annotation, biological process: proteolysis. Lineage: Eukaryota; Metazoa; Chordata; Aves; Phaethontiformes; Phaethontidae.